AUGCCUUCCUUCUUUAAAGAUUUCCAAGGACAAGAUUGGUUCUAUCAUGCUCCAAAUAAAAAAUUAGAUUCUGAAGAGAAAAAUGCUCAAAUGCCAGUUCUUUCUCAAGUGCCGGGACUAAGUGACGUCGCUGGCGAAGAUAGCGAUCCAUUCGCAAAAUCUAAAAAAGGAUGGAUCAGGGACACUGAUUCUCGUUAUAUUCAAAUGGCAAAGCAAGGGGGUCGCAAAGAUUUACUGAUGUUCAAUGUUCCUCAUACUAUUUCGAAAGAUCCCAUAGCAUAUCCCAGAGUUGAUUGGUUUGAUCAUCAACAACCCGAUAUUGAAAUAAGACAACCGAGACGCCAUGAACCAGAUCGAGAUAUUUAUGGGGAGUAUCUUACAUUAAAUAAAAAAACAGCACCAGCAGGUGUUAUAACAAAUCAAGGAUCCAAAGGCAAGGACUUAUUUGAUAAACCUCCUCCAUUUUCUUUAGACGAUGAUUUAUCAUAUUGGCAAAGGAAAAAAACAGAGAAAUCAGAAAAGCAAGAAAAACCAAAACAGAUUGACAGAUUUAAAUUACCUCCGUUAAAAUCCAACAAGGAAUCACUCGUUAAUGGAGAUGCUGCCAACAACGUCCAAAAAACAAAAGGGAAAAAGAAUGGCGAAAACGUAAAUUUUAAUUAUUUAAUGUCAAUGGGAUAUCAAAAGGAUUGGUUUGAUGAAAAAGAGCGAAAAGAUAAAGAGGAUGAUGAUAAAAAAAGAAAGCAGCAGACACUAUUAAAGGAAAAAGUGAGGCAAGGCAUGAAACCAAGAAAUCCUCAAACGUAUACCGAUAAGGUAGAAAAUAAAGACCAAUUUAAAUUAAGUAAGUUUAAAAAUGUAAACUCUAAGAUUAACACACGCUGGUCGGAAAGGCAAUAA
Molecule: messenger RNA, 900 nt
Organism: Trichoplax adhaerens
Lineage: Eukaryota; Metazoa; Placozoa; Uniplacotomia; Trichoplacea; Trichoplacidae
Exons: 7
Coding region: 1-900 (299 amino acids)
Source: RefSeq, a predicted model, not a curated record